This is a messenger RNA of Dujonia railenensis, 3210 nucleotides long. The record is from the annotation of a GenBank genome assembly. NCBI's taxonomy places the organism in Eukaryota, Fungi, Ascomycota, Pichiomycetes, Serinales, Debaryomycetaceae.
AUGUCCCACGAUCUUAGCGAUGACGAUGACUUGUUUGAUUCCAACGAUGUGAAGCUCACAAACAAUCCGGUGCAUACGCAAGGUACCACUACACCAACGACGAGCCGUCCGUUCUCCAGCCAGCAGCUGCUUGAUCAUAGAAUGUCACAGUCCUACUACAAUACCCUGAACGUGCCAUAUCAGCCGUUUCUGCCUCCGCUGCAGGCGCAGUAUUACCCACAACAGCCCCCAUCAGCCACUUCGGCGUACAGCUCUGGUUUGGUGAGUGGUGCUGAGUACAACGAGAAGGUCAGGCCAGGCUCCGUUAUUGGCAUGCAAUCACCUCCGGUCAGACCAAAGGGUGUAGCAUUCAAGGAGCAGGAGCUGGAAUACCCCCAGUCCACCUACAUGCUUGGACGUAAUGGAAAUGGUAGCGAAUUCUUCGGUGGAUCACAAUAUGAGAUGGAAAGAAUUGACCCUUAUGAUUUGGACGGACCCUUGGGUGGAGCUUCGUUUGGAGGACACUUAAGGCCUUAUUCUCAACAUUUAACGUUCACUGGUGAUGAUUACUUGAUCAAUCCAUUGGAAGACGCCAACGACGACGAUGAGUUGGAUCCGUUUGGCGAUGAUGAUUCGUUAUUCUCUGAUACCGGUGAAGAAAUUGUCAGAAGAGGUACUACAAUCAGGAAAAGGGGAGGAGGCAAUGCUUCCGGUUCUGUAAGAAAAUCGUUAAGCAUACAGGGGAAGAAAAAAUCCAAGAAGAAGAAGAAGAGAAUGAGUAUUUUCGGAGAUGGAGACGUUGCCGAAGAGCACGAAGCCCUCGACGAAGACGAAGACGACGAUAUUCUAUUCCCAGAUGAAGACGAUUUCAGACCUCGUCUUAACUACACAAAAACCAUCAAGAAGGUUAUGUUGGUCAAUGGUAAUUACGUUAUCGAUGCACCUGUACCCAAGGCAUUACUCGAGAACUACGGGAAGACAAUCACUGAUGGUGGUAGAGAAAUGUCAUUUAUGAGAUAUACCGCCGCUACCUGUGGUCCGCUGAAUUUCUUAAGGUUUAAUUACUGCCUUAGACAGCCUUUAUAUUCACCUCCAAGGCAAACAGAGAUCAUGAUUUGUGUUACCAUGUUCAACGAAAAUGAAAUCUUAUUAGCUAGAACUUUGAAGGGUAUUUUUGCCAAUAUCAGGAAUUUGCUGAAGAGAUCAGAUCCAAUGUGGGGAGAAGACUCUUGGAAAAAGGUUGUUGUCACAAUUGUAGUGGAUGGUAGAGCCAAUUUGCAUGCAAGAGCUGAAGCCCUUCUAGUAGCUUUGGGAGUUUAUCAAGACGGGUACGCUAAAUCAAGAAUUAACGAUAAAGAUGUCAAAGCACACAUAUAUGAAUACACCUCCACAGUGGGAAUUGAAGCUGUUAACGAUAGAGUUCAUCUUGAGGCAAAUUCUACUCCGGUACAAUUCUUAUUCUGCUUGAAGGAAAAGAACGCUAGAAAGAUUAAUUCCCAUAGGUGGUGUAUGCAAUCAUUUGCACCAAUCUUAAAGCCAAACAUUAUCAUGUUAUUAGAUUGUGGUACACAACCAGCUAAAGAUGCAUUCUACUAUCUUUGGAGAGCAUUCAGAGAUGAAAACGUUGCAGGAGCAUGUGGUGAAAUGAGAGCAGCUUUGGGGCCCUCUAAAAAGCUUUUGAGUAACCCAUUAGUUGCAGCACAAAAUUUCGAAUAUAAAAUUUCCAACAUCUUAGAUAAACCGAUGGAAUCUGUCUUUGGAUUCAUUACGGUGUUGCCAGGUGCCUUUUCAGCAUACAGAUAUGAAGCCAUCUUAAAUGUAAAUGGAGAAGGUCCUUUGGAAAAGUAUUUCAAAGGUGAAUUCUUACAUCAGGGUGCAGAUAUUGAUGAGGAUGACGAUGAAAGGAAAUUGAAAGAAAGGAAUUACCAACAGGCUGGUAUAUUCACCUCAAAUAUGUAUUUAGCGGAAGAUAGAAUCUUGUGUUUUGAGCUAGUGGCCAAAAAACACCACAACUACGUAUUACGAUACGUAAAAGAAGCAACAGCGGAAACUGAUGUUCCUGAGAAAAUGGAUGAGUUUGUUUUGCAAAGAAGAAGAUGGCUUAACGGUUCGUUCUUCGCUGCUGGUUAUGCAUUGUUCCAUUGGAGCAAGAUUUGGAAAUCAAAUCAUUCCUUAGGGAGGAAGUUAUUUUUACAAUUGGAAUUUUACUAUCAAUUGAUCACUUUAUUGGUCUCAUGGUUUUCACUUUCUUGUUUCUUUUUAGUGUUCAGAAUUUUAACUCAAAAUUUGGGUUCUGAGGAUAUGAACUUCCUGGUAGGUGCAUACUUAGCAGUUAUCUUUCUAUGGUUUUACGCUGGAUCAGUUGUCGUGACGUUUGUCCUAGCAUUUGGUAACACUCCAAGGGGUACAAAGAAGUUUUAUGUGGUUAUAGCAGUAUUUUUUGCUGUUUUAAUGGCAUACUUGAUGUUUUCAGCUAUAUAUUUGGCUGUUCACACCGUUCAAUCCAUUUUGAAAGACAAUCCUCACUUCAGUGCGUUAAUGAUUUUCACGAAUUCGAAGUUUAGAGAUUUAAUUAUUAGUGUUCUCUCCACUUAUACGUUGUACUUCAUUGCUGCUUUCAUGUACGGAGAACCAAGUUUUAUGUUGACUUCAUUUGCCCAGUAUGUUUUACUUUCGCCAACUUAUAUUAAUGUUUUGAACAUUUAUGCGUUUGCCAACAUUCAUGAUAUUUCAUGGGGUACCAAAGACGUCGCCGUAACAAAAGAUUUAGGUGCUGCAAAAUCUAUGGGUAAAGAUAAGAAUGAAUUGGUUAUGGUUGCACCAGGAGAUAAAGAAGAGGUUAACGAAAGUUAUUGCGAAACAUUGGACAAUUUGAGAGCUUUGCCACCAGUUGAGAUACCAGCUCUCACUAAGAAGCAAAAGGACGACUCCUAUUAUGCAUUUGUCAGAACAAUGACAAUUUUGAUCUGGAUGUUGACAAAUGCAAUCUUAAUCAUUAUUGUUUUGGAUACUGCCGGUUUGGAUACUUUUACUGGAGUUGAUGAUUCACAAGAGACUAUGAAUAAACAUGCUCAGACAUUCUUAUCGAUCAUUUUAUGGAUCGUUGCCGGAUUAGCAGCCUUCAGGUUUAUUGGAUGUACUUUGUAUUUGAUCUUUAAGGUGUUCAGACCUUUGAAAUGGAGACUUAUGGCCAGAAAGAAUAUCAAAAAGGGAACUCCAAGAUUAAGUUAA